AUGGCUGGACCAGGAAAGCGAGGCCAAAUGCUGCAGAGAAAAGCUCAAGGUGCACAACAGCCUGCAAUACCUAAUUCAGUUGGAAGCAAUCAACCAAGAAGUGCAUCCAAGAGUGUAUCCUCAGAGGAUGCAAUAUAUGUCACUCCAACUUCUUCACCUAGAGAAAUUGCUAGUGAGAGUAGGAUGAUACACCAUCAGACAUCUGAGUCUCGUGCAUCCGGAGAAAAUGAGACAAAUCCAGUUUCGGAUGAGCAAGAAAAUGCUAUGCUGCUGUCAGCAAGAAGAAGAGGACGUACACGAAAUCUAUCAUUAUCAAAAAAAAGGGAGGCUAAUGAGACGCUCACCAUUGAAAUUGAUGAUUGUAUUCGGCGGAUUGUUGGGAAGGAUUCUCAAUACUUCAUCACAGAAGGGGGUUGUGUUGUUAGGAAGGCUGCUAGGCUUAAUGUUCCAAAGUGGUCCCAUCUCAAUCCCGGUGACCGAGAAGGCAUAUACAGCACGGUUACGGAUGACUUUCGAUUUCCAGAGCACAUCACCUCAAAAACUGCUAUUAAUAGGCAGUUAAACACACAAUAUCGAAACCAUCGAUAUCGGCUUCACAAGUAUUUCCAGAGUUUUGAAUCAAGGCAAGAAGCAUUGAGGCAAGUUCCUGAAGGUGUGAGUGAAGAAGAUUGGAAGUGGCUGGUCAGCUACUUUGAAAAUGAUGAAUUUAAGAAAAGGAAAGAAGAUGUCGAGCUUUCAGAGAUAGACAUGUUUGAGUUAAGUCGAAAGUCAAAGAAGUCAGGGGGGCUGGUAAAUGACAAAGCAAAAGAGACCUUGGACAAAAUGAGGGAAUUGCAGGCUACAACUUCAAUGACUAGCAAGGAAAUAUGCGAGCAAGAACUUGGUUACAUACCUGGACACAUCCGCGGUCGUAGUGCAACCAAGAAGCAAGCUGCUGAGGUAGAACGCUGGAGGCAUGAGAUUGAGGACAGCCGAAAAAGAGCAGAUGAAGCAGAAAAAUGA
Molecule: messenger RNA, 1002 nt
Organism: Coffea eugenioides
Lineage: Eukaryota; Viridiplantae; Streptophyta; Magnoliopsida; Gentianales; Rubiaceae
Exons: 5
Coding region: 1-1002 (333 amino acids)
Source: RefSeq, a predicted model, not a curated record